UUCCUAAAGCCUCAGUCAGAGUGAGGAGGAUGAGAGACGCCAUGAAGGCGAUAUUCAUCGCCGUAUGUGCAGCUCUUGCGAUCCAACAGGUCAGGCUUUUGGUCAACGAGUACGAGUCUUUCCCGACCAACACCUUGUAUAAGAUUGAGAAUGUGAACACGGUCCCGCCUCCAGCAUUUACGAUUUGUCCGAGACCCUCUCUGAAAGCGUCUGAAGACAGAAUGACGGGGGGAAAAAUCGAUCAAUUAGAGGAAUUCGCGAAGGUUACGGUGCCCUUGACCGACUUGGUUAGAUUGAUUCCUACCAACUCGAAACCAGCGAACCCGCCAAACGGAUCAUUUACCGGCCAGGAAACCAUCAUUCCACUAGAAAAUGACAAAGGGUAUUGGAGCGAGCGAAUAUUUUAUGACCUGGAGGACGUCACUGGGUAUUACAAGUGCUUCACGCUAUAUCUGAAAGAAGAAUUGCCCGUGGCCAAGAAGAAUUGCGAAGCACAAGUCUUCUCAUUUGAUUUCGCGUCGAUCCUGCAAUACGAUUUUGCAGAGUGCAUUGAGAACUGCUUCUGGGAAAAGAUUCAGUCUGAUCCCGACCUACCAUGUCUCAGCCCUGGCCUCCUACCUGAGGGAACCAAUCACACGAAACCUGAAUGUGAAAACCUCAACAUGGAAGUAUCUUACAUAUUGGAGAAGGAGAAGGUGAGCAUACUUGAUCUCCUGUCCAACAUCGGAGGAAUCGUCGGCGUCUGUCUCGGUGUGUCUCUCAUCACCAUCUUCGACGUCAUCGAUCAAGGGUGCUACAUCAUCCGCUGGAUGUGGCAUCGAAGGAGAAAUGAGAUUACUUGCAAAGAAUGUCACUGA
Molecule: messenger RNA, 857 nt
Organism: Darwinula stevensoni
Lineage: Eukaryota; Metazoa; Arthropoda; Ostracoda; Podocopida; Darwinulidae
Source: the annotation of a GenBank genome assembly